Micromonas pusilla CCMP1545 is the source of this 1341-nucleotide messenger RNA. RefSeq lists its product as uncharacterized. Lineage: Eukaryota; Viridiplantae; Chlorophyta; Mamiellophyceae; Mamiellales; Mamiellaceae. Gene Ontology annotation, molecular function: metal ion binding. Bases 1 to 1215 code for a protein of 404 amino acids. The record is from RefSeq and is a predicted model, not a curated record. The transcript is spliced from 2 exons.
AUGCACUCGGCCGCGGACGAGCUCGCGACCGAUCUCGCGUCGCUCGCGACGACGACGACGACGACGACGACGACGACGUCCGACCCCGUGGACGACGGCGCGUGCGCCAUCUGCCUCGAGAUCAUCCCCCCCGCGGACGUCGCGCUCGUCAAGACGUGCCUGCACGCGUUCUGCGCGCCGUGCAUCGUCCGAUGGACGUCGUUUCAACUCGACAACGCGGCGAAGCGCCUGCGCUCGCCAUCGCGCAGCAGCGACCCGACGUGCCCGUGCUGUAAGGUGCCGUUCUCGUCGCUGCUGACGUACAGGACGCUGGACGGGCGGCUCACGGAGGAUCUGCGAGAGGAGAGCGCGUGUCUGCUGCGCCGCGCGCGGUGGCUCCCGUCGUGCGCGAAGACCGAGCAGUGGGAGCGCGACCAGGGCGCGACGACUAAUGCGACGACCGGCGGCGCGGGGUCGUACUACGAGGGGUUCUACGAGGAAGAUUUCGUGUACGACGAGGACUACCUCGACGACGAGGAGGAGUACAUGCACCGCGCGAGGGGUCGAGGGGGGAGCCGCGGGUGCAGAGGAGGAGGCGCGGCGGCGCCGGCGAUCGGCAACCGACGGUACGGACCGAACGGGUACAUCGCGCAGGGGCAGCGGAUGCUCGCGCGGCCGGUGCCCGCGGAGCCGGCGCGGACGAAGGGCGGGCGCGCGGGGAAGCGCGGUAAGGCGAAAGGCGGCGUCGGCGGAGAGGGCGCGUCGGCAGCGGCGUCGUCGCCGUCGCCGUCGCCGUCGCUGUCGCCGUCGACGUCGACCGCGAUCGACGUCCCCGGGACCCCCGCGACGCCGUCCACCGGCGACGUCGCGUCUUCCUCGCCGCUGUCGCCGUCGACGUCGACGUCGACGUCGACGCCCGGGAACGGCCGCGGGAAGAAGUCCGCGAAACGCGCGGAGGCGAAGGCGAAGAAGGAGGAGAAGGAAGCGCUGAGACGGUCGAGACGCGUGGAGAACGCGGCGGCGGCGGCGGCGGCGGCGAAAGCGAAGGCCAGCCUCAGCGGGAGCCUCAAGAGCCAGCUCCCGGACCUCCCGGACUUUGAGACCGAGAUCGAGGAAGCGCCGCCGUCGGACGCGGACGCGGACGAGAUCGAGCCCGGUCCGCCGCGACGCGAGUUCCCGGCUGUCGUCGACUCGGACGAAGAAGAAGACGUCUUUUCGAUGUGCGACGAAGACUGAGACCGCCGCCGCGCCGGCGCCGCCAUCACUCCCUGUACCACCAUCGACUCGCGAAAAACAAAAAAAAAUAGUGUAUCAUCACCCUAGCGCCUGUUGUACGUGUACUAUCAGUAGCGAACGAUUAAG